CCCAGAAAGCCCUCCACUCUCUGAACAGCAUACGUUGUGCGGUGCCAAAUUACCAAUAUGGAGCAGUUGGGAACGACAGAUUGCACUUUAUCUUUUAAAGAUAUUGGUGUUUGCCCUGAGAUAAUUACCAUGUUACAGGACAAAGGUAUAACAAACCGGCCAGAAGUGCAAGUGGUNCUGCCAUAAUCGAUGGUAAGUGAGCUUUAUCUUCGUUCAAUUUCAGGCAUGGAUGUUGUCGCAUGCGCCAAAACGGGAUCGGGAAAGACAGCAACUUUUCUUAUACCGAUAAUUCAGUCAUUGAUGACGGAGUUGAAGCCAUUCUACGCCCUGAUAAUCACACCUACAAGAGAAUUGGCUCACCAGAUUGGAGAACAGGCCGCCGGCCUGAAUUUGAUUCUGGGCACAUCAUUGUGCAAUGUUUUGAUCAUAACGGGUGGUAAAAGCAUCGUCCACCAAGGCAUUGACCUUGCUCGUGGUCCUCAUAUUGUCGUAGCCACACCCGGGAGACUUGCAGACCUAUUACGAACACAACAGGCAAAUCUCGACGAGCCGUCCAAUCCCAGUUCAACGGAAUGGUCACUAAUACGAACCCGAGUUGUUGUUUUAGAUGAGGCUGACAGGUUACUGGAAGACAACUUCGGUGCCGAUCUUAGUUUGAUCAUGAGUGCACUACCAGACCGUCGACAAACACUGCUGUUUAGCGCUACAUUCAGCGACGCCGUCAAAACAGCUGUGGAGGCUUCGAAGGCGAUGGCCUUGGAGCAGAAUAAGCGCCCUCCUCUACUGUGGCAACCAACUGAGGUCAUUGGAAGCUCAUCGAGUACAGUGGGUGCUAGCACUGUGGAUACUUUGAGUCAGUUCUACUUACUGAUGCGGCCGGAGCACAAAGAAGCGUUUCUCGUUCAUACGGUUGACCAGUUCCUCACAGAAAACCCGUGUUCUUUGAUAAUUGUAUUCACAAACAAGUGCAAGUGGUGCCAUCUGAUCGGUUUAAUGAUAAACAGUUUGGGCAUGAAAACAGUUCUUUUGCAUUCCGCGAUGCGGCAACGUGAAAGGAUAUCCUCUUUGACCCUGUUUCGAUCAAGUCAGGUCCGCAUUUUAAUAGCCACAGAUCUGGCUAGUCGCGGAUUGGAUUUUCCCACCGUUGAUAUUGUUAUAAAUCACAACGUCCCCAUUCGACCCAAAGACUACGUGCACCGUGUUGGCAGAACUGCUCGAGCUGGUAAAACUGGACUUGCUCUCACACUUUGUGAUUUAUUUGAGAUUAAGCGGUUACGUGCCAUUCAGGACUUCAUAGGCAAGGACUUGAGUCCCUUUGAAGUGAACGAAAAGAAAGUGGCAAAGAUCAUCACUGAGGUUUCAAUGGCUCGAAGGGAAGCAGAAAGGAAGUUGGAUCAAAUCCGGUUUGACGAGAAGCGGGAGAUCAACAAAGCUAAAAAGGUAACUUAA
Opisthorchis viverrini is the source of this 1449-nucleotide messenger RNA. RefSeq lists its product as hypothetical. NCBI's taxonomy places the organism in Eukaryota, Metazoa, Platyhelminthes, Trematoda, Opisthorchiida, Opisthorchiidae. The transcript is spliced from 4 exons. The record is from RefSeq and is a predicted model, not a curated record. The coding region runs from base 190 to 1449 and encodes 419 amino acids. Gene Ontology annotation, molecular function: ATP binding; nucleic acid binding.